GCCACAGGCGAUUCGCGCUCUUGGCAUACUGGAGAGUCUGAGGGAGGAGCGGAUCCCACUCUCGCAGCCAGGGAUGAGUUUUGGUGGACACGAGGCCAUCUGGCCUCGGGUGGUGCUUCGGAUCUCUGGGAUAGAGAUCAAUCGGAUGAGCUAUCUGGAGUCUCUGAUGCACUUCAGAGUCGAGGCAAGACACUAUCCGGAACGGGAUCGAACACAGAAUGGA
This is a messenger RNA of Perkinsus marinus ATCC 50983, 223 nucleotides long. RefSeq lists its product as hypothetical. The transcript has a single exon. NCBI's taxonomy places the organism in Eukaryota, Perkinsozoa, Perkinsida, Perkinsidae. The record is from RefSeq and is a predicted model, not a curated record. The annotation marks the transcript as partial.